GAGGGGCGGCGGAGGCCCUCGGGAGGGUCCCGGUGCGAGUCCCCGGGGAUUCGCAGCCUGUAGGGACCACGCAGAGCCCCGGUUGUGGCGGAAAAGCGGCGUGGGGAUCCCGCCUCCAUCCGCUUCCCUCAGCCCCCCGCUGGAUGCCGCUCCCUGCGGGGCCGCGGGCCCGGGGCAGAGGCUGAGGCACGGUGCCAGUGUCGACCCCUCUCGGUGUAUGUGUGGUAACAACAUGUCUGUCCCCCUCCUCGCCGACGCUGUCACCGUGUCAGGGGCAGAGCGGGAGACCGCCGCGGUCAUUUUCCUCCAUGGCCUUGGUGACACGGGGCACAGCUGGGCCGAUGCUCUCUCCUCCAUCCGCCUCCCCUACGUGAAGUACAUCUGCCCUCACGCGCCCCGGAUCCCGGUGACCCUCAACAUGAAGAUGGUCAUGCCCUCCUGGUUUGACCUGAUGGGAUUGACUCCGGAUGCGCCUGAGGAUGAAGCUGGGAUCAAGAAAGCUGCAGAAAACAUUAAAGCAAUCAUUGAGCACGAGAUGAAGAACGGGAUCCCCCCCAACCGCAUCAUCCUGGGGGGCUUCUCACAGGGCGGUGCCUUGUCGCUGUACACGGCUCUCACCUGCCAGCACCAGCUGGCCGGGAUCGUGGCGCUCAGCUGCUGGCUCCCGCUGCACAAGGCCUUCCCACAGGCGGCGAACAACGGCGUCAACAAGGACAUUGCCAUCCUGCAGUGCCACGGGGAGAUGGAUCCCAUGAUCCCCGUGCGCUUCGGGGCCCUCACUGCCGAGAAGCUCAAGUCUGUGGUCACCCCCACCAAGGUGCAGUUCAAAACCUACCCUGGAGUGAUGCACAGUUCCUGUCCUCAGGAGAUGAUGGCGGUCAAGGAGUUCAUCGAGAAGCUGCUGCCCCGGAUCUGAGCCGAGCCCCUCGGGACUGUCGCAGGGGAGGGUGCCGAGGUCACCGCCGCCCGUCUGUCCCUGUGACCCGCCCGCUGCGAACGGAAGCCAUGGCCCCCCCAGCGCACCUCCCGCCACACCCAGCCGUGCCCGCGUCCUCGCCCCGCGUCCCCUCCGGCCGGGGGCGCCCGGCUGUCCCGCUGCUCCCGGAGCCCACUCCGGAGCUGGCUGAGGCGAGCCUGGGAGCGGCCUUUUCCCUCCUGCUCCGGCUCCGAGCGGUUCCCGGGGGAAGGUCACCGUCCCCUCGGCCUCCCGCGGGGCUGGCACGGCGCGGGUGAGGUUUUCCUGUUGGGUUUGGGGUUUUUGUACCAGUAUUAGGGCCGGGACGUGCCCGGCUGCGGUGGGAGGAGCGCGACGGGGCUGGGGCGCCCCUGGGGCUCGGGGCUCUGCCCUCGGUGGCCGCUCUCGGCCUCCGCUCGGGCGGCUCACGGGUUUUCAGUCGGAGCUCAGGAACCCGGGACUCCCCUGCGGACGCCUGCCCUGGGCUGGCACCGCCAAAGGCUGCCCGGGGCCGGAGGGAGGGUCAGUGCAGCUCCCGCACCUCCCGCACGGCCCCGCCUGUCACACACGCACACUCCCCAAAGCCACGGCCCUGGGGCAGCUCUGCUCUCCUGAGAUAAUCACCUCCUUCCUCCUGCUCCUCCUCCUCCUCCUCUUGUUGCUUUUACAAUCUCCAUCCCAGAGGCAUCUCCCCCCUCUCCCAGCCCAGCUCUGCACCCCCGGAGCCCCAAAGCUUCGUUUACACUCACGGAGCCACCGGCCCCGUCUUCAAUGUCCUCUCUUGCUGCUACUUGUCCUUCCCUUUGGACUUGGGCUGCCUCGGGGAGGGGGAGGUCCCUGGAGCCCGGCUUUGGCUCCUGGUGCAGCUGGAAGGAGCAGCUUUGCUCCCAGCCAUCCUCUGAGCCCGGGAGCUGCUGUGCCGCACCCUCUGUGCCCCCGGGGGUCUCCCUGCUCCCCGGGACUGGGGCCUCCUGCCCCCCUCCGUGUACAAUCACCUGUGGCUUGUCCCCUCCCGACUGCUGGCAUCGUGCUGGGGCCCCGAAUGUCUCCUGUGGGGGGGCUCCUGGCUGACCCUCCCCUCCCACAGGGCGCAGGGCAGCGGCUGUGGAGCAGCUCUGCCCUCACCCCCUCUUCCCCUGGGCUGAGCCCCCACCCGGGGCUGAUCCUGGCUUUUAAAACACCCCCACAUUCCCCUGGCCCCAGGGCUGGCCCUGCUCCCCCUGCCCUGCCCCAGGGAGCCGCUGGGUGCCCCGGGGCCAGCGAGGCAGGGGCUGCCCUGGGGGGCUCUGGGGGCUGCCCUGGGGGGGCUCAGCCCCAGCAGUUCUGCCCCAGCCCUGCCCUUCCUGCCCGGGCUGUGCAAAGCAAUAACUGCCCUCUGGAGAGUGCACCGUGGGGCCCACCUGGCUGGGCUCUUGGCUUGGGAUUUUCAUUUUAGCUCCUUUUAGGAAGUGUGAAAGCAGCAGAGCUGCUGCUGGCACCAGGGGCAGCCCUGGGCUCUGCCCCUGCCCUGGGCUCUGC
Molecule: messenger RNA, 2473 nt
Organism: Motacilla alba alba
Lineage: Eukaryota; Metazoa; Chordata; Aves; Passeriformes; Motacillidae
Gene: LYPLA2
Product: lysophospholipase 2
Exons: 10
Coding region: 218-916 (232 amino acids)
Biological process (GO): protein depalmitoylation
Cellular component (GO): cytoplasm
Molecular function (GO): palmitoyl-(protein) hydrolase activity; carboxylic ester hydrolase activity
Source: RefSeq, a predicted model, not a curated record